GGAUGCUCAACUCGAAUCGUUUCUAUCCUCUGAGAGAUUAUAAACUAUAGAACUUUUUUAAGCAAUUGCUGUUCUAUAGUAUCACAUGAAAGUUCGAAUAAGAUGCCUCAACAAAUUUCAUACCGUCCCAUUUCAGACUCUCCCGAUGCUACCUAUCAUUUGAUAUUCUUCAUUACCGGCAAUCCAGGAUUGAUAGGUUACUACACGACCUUUCUUUCACUCCUCAACAAUCUUCUGUCGACCUCGCCCACUAAGAAUUCGAAUACCUACCACAUAUUUGGCCAAUCGCUGGCUGGUUUUGAGACGGACGAUGUCCCUUCUGAGUCCUCUGAUCAAAGUCCAUACUCGUUAGAACAACAAAUAGAUCUUGUUCAUGAUUGUCUGGUGGAGCAGAUAAAUGGUUCAUCUAUACCGUACAAAAAUGUGAUCUUGAUAGGGCAUUCGGUCGGAUCAUACAUCCUUCUAGAAACUCUUUCCAAACUUAUUGUGCCGGCUGCCAUCCCUUCAAUAUCCGCAGUUUUGUCAGGAAUUCUUCUGUUUCCAACAGUCACUCACAUUUCUCACUCCCCUUCCGGUGCGAAACUUACGCCUUUGAUGUCGAUACCGAAUUUUCCUGUCUUGGCGUCUUCCUCGGCUAAAAUGCUUCUUUAUUGUGCUCCGAACGUUGUUUUGGAUUUUCUGGUGAAGAAGAUCACAGGAAUGCCAGAGGAGGCAGCGAAAGUCACCACAAGCUUUCUAAGAAGUAAAAAUGGUAUUCUGCAAGCUUUACAUCUCGCACGUGACGAAAUGAAUACUAUUACGGAAGAUAAGUGGGAUUCGGAGAUAUGGGGUGUUGAGCAUUCUGAGUCGUCUCAGCGUUCUCCGCCCAAACUUAUUUUUUAUUUUGGUGAAAAUGAUCACUGGGUAUCAUCUCAUACUCGCGAUGCACUGAUCGCUGCAAGAGCUUCGACUAUGCCUACCCCACCUACUUCUACUUCUACGAUUUCUAUCAAGGAAACUAACAAGCCUAUCAUGAUGAUUGACAAAGAGGGGAUCGAUCAUGGAUUCUGCAUUAAUCACAGCGAAACAAUGGCAACGAAAGUGAAAGACUGGAUAGAUAAGAUAGUUCAAGGUGCAUAAUGAAAUAGAUCGCAGCCUAAAUGCUGAAAUACGAGCAACUGUUCAAAAUCGACGAUGAUUGCAGUUCUGCAGACUACCCAUGUCACAGAUUUUUUGGGCCAGUGUACUUCGAAGUAGUGCCCUCGUAAACUCCCUUUGUGGAUGCUUGCAUCGGGGUAUAUUUUCAGCCUUUUUUCUUGGCGUAGCUUGUACAUAUUAACGGUCAUUGAAAUUUUCAAGGGUUAAUUCGCUUCACUAUUUUAAUUCCGGUUCUUCAGCUUUGGCGAUUAGUGCCCACUAGUUUUGAAGGACAAGUUGUCCAGGUCAAAUCUCAGCCUCAUCGCAAACUUUCCCACUUUGAAUUUUUGAUUAUUUACUUGCA
Molecule: messenger RNA, 1480 nt
Organism: Botrytis cinerea B05.10
Lineage: Eukaryota; Fungi; Ascomycota; Leotiomycetes; Helotiales; Sclerotiniaceae
Exons: 6
Coding region: 103-1119 (338 amino acids)
Biological process (GO): lipid storage
Cellular component (GO): lipid droplet
Molecular function (GO): lipase activity
Source: RefSeq, a predicted model, not a curated record